Symbiodinium natans is the source of this 1086-nucleotide messenger RNA. Lineage: Eukaryota; Dinophyceae; Suessiales; Symbiodiniaceae. The record is from the annotation of a GenBank genome assembly.
AUGGCUGAUGAUGAUCUUGUGACCACCGUGGGAAAUCCGGGCGAGGCUCCUACGGCACUUCAAGAUCAGGUGGCACUUAUGACGGACCAUUUGGCGGAUUUCUACACCUCCAUGCAGGCCGUGAGCCCUGAUAUGGUCCGAGGCAUCCGUGUGUUUCAGAUUCUCCAAGCUCUUCCAUGGCGCUGGUUCCAGGGCGAUUUGCCUUCGCUGUAUCAAUUGAGCGAGGCAUCUGCGGAAUUGGAUGAGUUUUGGAAUAACUGCACACUGGCGAGCUGUGUCGGAACCUUCUUUGCCGCCUUGGCAGCCGUGCUUUACUACAUGGGUGUUUUGCCCUCGUGGGAACGAGGAGAGCAAGUGGCCUUCGAAAAGUUGUCGUUAUUGUCGGUGGAUGUCGUGGUGCAUGGCGUGAUUUGGUGUGAGGCAUGUUCGCAAAUUUAUGUGUUAAAGCACAAGGAUAUCCGCAUUGCAGAUGGGCCACAACGUUUGGCAUCGCAACAUUCUAUUUGGGCCUCUUACUUUACAGGUGCUGUGGCACCGGACUCUCGUGACGAGACUCUGGAAGUGAUCCUGCAGUGCAUCGUUGCCUGGUUCGGGUCAAUUGAGAACUUCGAACUCCACGUCCGCUCUGAUGUCCGUGAGUCAAUGGCAGGUCAACUUGCAAACGGAGCCUUUCUGUACCACCGCAUACUUGCAGCGACCACGCCACUCUUGUGGUUCUUUUUUGAUAUGACCAUCAGCGUGAAAGAUCACAGAAAACUUCCGGCUCUAUUCCGGAGCUUGGGGUUGUGGCUUGCUACAAUACCUUGCGUGGUCAAGCUCAUGUUUCGCUUGAGCUAUCGCCUGAGGACCAAGCGCGACAGUGUCUGUGCAGAUUGUUUGGUCUCCACAGGCCUUACACUUUCAGUUUCCCUGCUGAUCUUUGCUCUUCUCGUGGGCGGGACCUACCUUAUCGAGCCCAACGAUGAGUUCAUGAUCAAGACGUUGACCUUCUUUUGCGUGUCAGUUCUGAUCACGGUCUUGGUCUGGCAGAAAGUGCCAACGAUCCAAUUGGACCCACAGCCCAUAGCUCCCCAUCCAGGCUACUAA